Messenger RNA from Musca domestica (house fly), 4175 nucleotides. RefSeq names its product small ribosomal subunit protein eS1. The record is from RefSeq and is a predicted model, not a curated record. Bases 62 to 868 code for a protein of 268 amino acids. Gene Ontology annotation, molecular function: structural constituent of ribosome. Lineage: Eukaryota; Metazoa; Arthropoda; Insecta; Diptera; Muscidae. Gene Ontology annotation, cellular component: ribosome; cytosol. Gene Ontology annotation, biological process: translation. The transcript is spliced from 14 exons.
CCUUUCUUUUUUGAUAUCGCAAUCAACGUGACUCGUUCUUUUUCCGCUUUGAACUUUGAAGAUGGCGGUCGGUAAAAAUAAGGGACUCUCCAAAGGAGGCAAAAAAGGUGGCAAGAAGAAGGUCGUAGAUCCCUUCUCCCGUAAGGAUUGGUACGAUGUUAAAGCCCCCAACAUGUUUGUUGUCCGCCAGGUUGGCAAAACCUUGGUCAACCGCACCCAGGGUCAGAAAAUCGCCUCUGACUAUUUGAAGGGCCGUGUCUUCGAAGUCGCUUUGGGCGAUUUGCAAAAGGACAACGAUUCCGAACGUUCUUUCCGUAAAUUCCGUCUCAUCGCCGAAGAUGUGCAAGACCGUAACAUUUUGUGCAACUUCCACGGUAUGGAUUUGACCACCGAUAAAUACAGAUCAAUGGUCAAGAAAUGGCAAACCCUUAUCGAAGGUAUUGUUGAGGCUAAGACCACCGAUGGCUACUUGCUCCGUGUUUUCUGCAUCGGCUUCACCGCCAAGGAUCAACAAUCCCAGCGCAAGACCUGCUAUGCCCAACACUCUCAAGUCCGUAAGAUUCGCGUUAAGAUGCACGAAAUCAUCACCGAAGAAGUCACCAAGUCUGACUUGAAACAAUUGGUUGGCAAAUUGGCUUUGGACUCUAUUGCCAAGGAUAUUGAGAAGAAAUGCCAACGUAUCUACCCAUUGCACGAUGUCUACAUCCGCAAGGUUAAGGUAUUGAAGAAGCCCCGUUUCGACUUGUCCAAAUUGUUGGAAUUGCACGGUGAUGGCGGUAGCAAGAGUACCGAAGCCGUUGUCUCGGCUGAAGGUGCCGUCAUUGACAGACCCGAAGGUUAUGAACCUCCAGUACAAGAGUCUGUUUAAGAAUUAUUAUUUUAAAUGAAUACCCCAGGAAGUAACAUUCGUUAUAGAAAAUGAUUUUUUCUAAUUUUGAAGAAAAGAUAAUGAAGGACAGAACUUUUGCAAAGUUUUGAUUAAAAAAAAUAUUUAUUUUUUUGUUAUUUCAACAGCAUUAUGGGGGGACAUGGUCAUGCCGCUGCAUUAAUUUUUGUUGUUGUUUAUUUUCUGAGAACAAACAUAGCUAUAGAUAAGAGAGUGCACAAUAGGGGUGACGGCGUACUCUUCGAUGCAGUUGUGCCUUGUCAUAGGUUAGAAGGGAAGUCGUUCUGCUUUCUUAUUUUCUUUACAGAUUUUCAGUUGGGCUAGACGCUUUGAAGAGAACACACGCAUUAAUCGGAGGAAAAACCAACCACAUUUCGGACAAAUAAAAUGAUAUCAAAUGGUUUUGAAAUGUGUUUGUGCUCUUAUUUAAAUAUGACGUCACCACCCAAAGGAAACAUUUUUAUUGUGAAAGGCGUAAAGGGGCGCCGAUUUGUUUUCAGAUAAUUCUUUUUAAAUAAGACUAUUCAUAUUUGGAAUACUACUGAUGCAACAUAAUUUCUCUAUACACAAAAGUUUUAUGAACAAAUAACAUGGAAUCUAAAUCUUAGUAGAAAGAUCAAUUCAUAAACACUCUUUGGCCUCAUUAGCUCAGAAGAACUGACCAUUUUUACGUUGGAGAAUUUUGAUGUUGGCCUGAAAGGAAAAAAAGAUGUAAAACAUUCACUGCAAGAUGUAAAUACCAUAUAUGUUGGUCCGAUCCGGUUUGGGAAAAUGUGAACCUUUAUCGACAACGGCAAACCAUUGCGAAUCCUCCCUGUCUGCCAUAUAUUACAAAGAUCGUGAAAUGCCGACCUGACCUAAAAAUCAUGUGACAAGUGUCCAAAUCCAAGGAUGAUUUCAUUCUGACCCCCCUGGUAUACAUUUGUUAAAAAGAUUCCCAUUGUGAGAACGGAACAGGAUUUUGGAACAUUUUCAUGAUUCAAUAGAAUUUCUCAAUAUUGGACUGUGGCAAUACGCAUUUCGGUGGAGACAUAUUCAGCAUUUCAAAACAGUUGGUGCCUAUUUCACAUAAUUCAAAGGACCUUUACUAAAGCCACACACCUUGACAAUGAUUGCAAACUAGCUUAAGUUAUAUCCAUGCAGAAAAAUAAACAUGGAGUUGCGAUUGAAAUUCAUCGCAUUUACAAUGAAAAGAUAAGUCUUGUAACAUGGAUAUGCAAUUAAUGGUUUGAUGAAAGGAAUAAUUCAUUUGAAAGUUAAAAUUGACAAUGUUACCAUGAAUAAUUAUUUUAAUAAAAUGUUAAAAAAAAUAUAUUAUAUAUAAAAUGCGAGGAUUUUUUUUAAUUAUUAUGGUCGAAAUAGUUUAAAGGCAUUGCUCAGGAACUUCAAGAAUGUAAAAGUUCUUACAGCCUGUUUUUGUAAAAAAAGUUUUUUUUUUUUCAUCGAAUCGUUCGUAUUCAAACGUACUCGUUAUAAUAUGUGUUUUUAUGUUUAUAAAAAUUUUAAAAACUUGUCCAUUUCCGAAAAGCUUUGAUAUGUCAGAAAAAACAUGUACUACAAAAACCCAAAAUAUAUUUUCUUUCGCCAAGAUUCCAAACGAAUAAAAAAAAAACUGUUACAAAAACAGGUUGUUACUGCGUUAAUCGAUUUUCCCUCAUGAUAUCAAAAAAAUUGCAAACCUAGUAGAUUCUUGCAGGUUUUUUUUUUGUACAGAGCAAAUAUAGACUGGGAAAGUUUAGAGUUGUUAAAGGGUUAUUUUUGUUAGGGUUAUUAGGGAAUCAAAGAAUCUUCACAUAAUUGCAAACACGGAUUUGAUAGGUUUCAUAAAACAUUGAAUUCUGCUUUAAUGACUGUUUAAAACAUCAAUUAAGGUUUAAAAGGAUAUUUUAGCAAAAAGAUAAAACUAUAAUAUCUAGACGAGACAUAAUAUCAAAGCACAACUUUCAAAUGAAUAUUUUAAGAAACUAUACUUUGAUAAAUACAAAAUGUAAUGAUGAAAAAACAACAUAUGAUUAUAUCAUGAUAUAACUUUCCUUGUAACCUGAAAUUGCAUAUUUAUUUAAAACGCAUGGACAAUAAUUUUUGAUAGGGUUAUUUUGGAACAGCACUAAUUUUAUUUCUUUGCAUAUUUGUUUCUUUAUGUCUCUUCCUGACAAGUAGGUACGAUGGCGAGGAAUACGAAAUGGAAGAUCCCAAGUCCAAGGAUAAAGAUGAAGAAUUCUAAUUAUGGUUACAUGGCACCCGGAGCGAUAUUGGAACACUCGAUUAUACGACAACACAUUUUAAAUAUAUAACGAGUUCUUACUAACAUUAGUGUAUAAGGAAAAGUAAAAAACGCAAUUUAAGUAUAAAGAAGUAGUAGUGACAUCAAUUUCAAGUGGCUUAUUACAUGGAAACAUGUAAUUUUUUAUUAUAUCUAAGUGAAUGUAUGUUCUCCGAUUUUCACAUCUUAUUUCAAAACGAUAGCCAUACAUAACACUUGUUGUUUACCAACACUGUAUGAAUCUCAAAUCUUAAUAGAUGCCAAAAUUUCUCCACCUAAGGAAUAUGAAGGAAUUUUUCAAUAUGUCACUACUACGUGCCUUCUUGCUAGAUUAUUUUGAUAAUUAAAUAUUUGCGUUGAAACUAACCCAAUCUUUCAAUUUUUCUGAUGUUUUUCAGUUUGUUGUUUAAAUUUAAAGUCUUUAGAUAUGUUACAUUUUACAUGCACGGCAACAAAUUACAGUUGAAUUGUAGACCCUUCUAUAUCAUUAUGGCACUUUUGUGGUGACCUAUUCGAUUCUUUGCAGAUGAUAUUAUCAUAUGCAUAUCAUAUUCUCAUGUGGGUCACAUUCAGUGUUUCAACAACAACAAUCCGUGGAGAACAUACAAGUUUGUCGAUUUUCGAAAUUCUCUAUCCAGUUUGAAAUUGAGUUUCUCCUCUGUUAUUAAUUUUGAAACUGGAAAUCGCCUCAAAACUUUUAAAUUUACUUGAGAAAGUUUCAUUACAUCUCCAAGAUUACUGUAUCCCACUUAAAACUGUUAUAACAGGAGGUGUUGUGUUGUAAUUUUCUUAGCGGAUAAAAAACUGAUUGGCCCAGCUUGAAAAUUAUGAACACAAAUAAACCGUUUUGCUAUAAAUAUACCUUCUACAGUUAUUAAAUUUCUUCGGCAAAUGGAAUUUGUAGCACACCUCGUUUCGUUGCCGUGCAUAGUCUAUUCUAAAUAUAAAAAACAAUUGUAUCGAAAAAUUCAUUGUUACGAGUUGUUCAAUUUUUAAUAAAAUUUGUUAUUAUAAAUAUGCAUUAAA